Messenger RNA from Mesorhabditis belari, 303 nucleotides. Lineage: Eukaryota; Metazoa; Nematoda; Chromadorea; Rhabditida; Rhabditidae. The record is from the annotation of a GenBank genome assembly.
AUGAAACAACUGAAAAGAUGCGGAAAGGCGUCACGCACAGAGACACUGCUGAUGGUACAGAUGCUUUCCAACUCAUUCAUGAUUUUGAUCAAUUUUCUUGUCGCUUACUUUUUGGGGAUUUUUAUUGUAACCUUUCUUGGCUGGGCGAUGCUCGAUAUUUUGGAUCGACUCAUCAAUUUUAAUCAGGCACUCCUUUUCGGUUUAGCUUCGAGUACGAUGAGCAUUCUUUUCCUACGAAAGCCGAGAGAACGUGCGAGGACCAAAUCGACGAUUGUAAAUCAAACCGCAUCCAGAUAUCGUCAU